AUGCGAUGUUUUGACGAUACGAUCAGACUAGGAUUAGAGAUCCUUUCUGAAAUCGUGGAGUUUCUUCGUCAGAAUCAGCACCACAUUGCAGGUGUAGUCUACCUUCACCCUAUACAGGAACGUCGUCUGACCGGAACGUUGCGACUGAACCUCCACCUGCUGCAAUCUAUAUGUGGUGAGCAUUUCUACUCUCACCUGGCGAUUGUAUCAACGCUUUGGGACACGUUGCCACACGGUUCACCAACGAUCGAAGCCGAACGACGACAGAAGGAAUUCAGACAAGGGGACGAUCCCGUCGUUUGGAAGGACAUGCUGGAUAAAGGCUCUGACUACGGGCGAUAUAUUGGGGUAGACUGCUCAAGUAGAGCGAUCAUCACGUCGCUACUGAGCAAGCAUCGUGCUCCCCCUUUGUUGUUAGAGCUGGAACUCAAAGACCGCGAACGCGCACCCGAAGACACGAGCGCGGGCUCGGUCCUCAUGGCUGAGGCGAAGGCACGCGAAGAAAAGCUGCAGCGAGAGUUGAAGGAGGAACAAGAAGAGGCCCAAGAGCUGCACGGGAGGCUACAACAGAACAACCAGUUAGCGACCGAAAGCCGAGGCGUGGGAAACGGGAUUUCCCAAGGAGACAGGGAAGACCAGCGCGGAAUCGUAAGGAGACUCUUCGGGUGA
Alternaria postmessia is the source of this 669-nucleotide messenger RNA. RefSeq lists its product as uncharacterized. Bases 1 to 669 code for a protein of 222 amino acids. Lineage: Eukaryota; Fungi; Ascomycota; Dothideomycetes; Pleosporales; Pleosporaceae. The transcript is spliced from 2 exons. The record is from RefSeq and is a predicted model, not a curated record.